AUGUCCAAGACCUUCUCAUCCGCCGAUGUGGCCACACACAACAAGGCCAAUAACCUCUACGUCAUUGUAGACGAAGAUGUAUACGAUUUGACGACGUUUCAAGACGAACAUCCAGGUGGAAAAAAGAUCCUCCAGCGGGUCGCAGGCAAAGAUGCUUCGAAGCAAUUCUGGAAAUACCACAAUGAAUCCAUCCUCAAAAAGUACAAGGCCAAGCUGCUGGUUGGCUCCUUAGACUCGAAGAAGGCUGCAGCACCACCAACUCCUCCAGCUACACCUCCCCCACAGGAGAAGAAACAAAAGGUGGUGCCGCAAGCCGAGUCCGGUACCGUUGCUCCUGCACCUGGUCCUGCUGCCCAAGAGGAGGCCGAAGCCCUGGAUGCAUAUGGUUCACUCAUUCCAUUCGCCGACCCAAACUGGUAUCAAGGUUACCACUCGCCCUACUUCAACGAGACACACGCGGCUCUACGGGCUGAAGUACGGGAAUGGGUCGAGACCGAGAUCGAGCCUUACGUCACCGAGUGGGACGAGGGAAAGAACGUGCCGGAAAAGAUCUACAAACAAAUGGGUGAACGAGGCUAUCUCGCAGGCUUGCUGGGUGUCGAAUAUCCCAAACAUCUAGUCAAGAAUGCCGUCAAGAGCGUGCCCGCUGACAAAUGGGAUCUCUUCCACGAGCUGUUGAUUACCGACGAGAUCUCUCGCUGUGGCUCUGGAGGUCUCGUCUGGAAUUUAAUCGGUGGUUACGGUAUCGGCUGCCCUCCUCUGGUGAAAUAUGGAAACAAGAAGCUCGUGGAGCGGAUUCUUCCCGAUAUCUUGUCUGGUGACAAGCGGAUAUGUCUGGCCAUCACUGAGCCCGAUGCCGGUUCAGAUGUUGCCAAUCUGACUUGUGAAGCCAAGCUCAGCGAGGAUGGAAAGCAUUAUAUCGUGAACGGCGAAAAGAAGUGGAUCACCAACGGUAUCUGGAGUGACUACUUCACCACAGCCGUGCGGACAGGUGGCCCAGGAAUGGGUGGCAUCAGUUUGCUCUUGAUCGAGCGAAGUGAAGGUGUUAGCACCAGGCGCAUGGACUGCCAGGGUGUCUGGAGCAGUGGUACCACUUACAUCACAUUCGAAGACGUCAAGGUGCCUGUUGAGAACGUUCUCGGAAAGCCCAACAAAGGUUUCCAAGUCAUCAUGACCAACUUCAACCAUGAGCGCAUUGGAAUCAUCAUCCAAUGUACUCGCUUUUCACGCGUCUGCUACGAAGAGUCGGUCAAAUAUGCAUCCAAGAGAAAGACAUUCGGCAAGAAAUUGAUCGACCAUCCCGUCAUAAGGAUGAAGUUGGCACACAUGGCACGCCAAAUCGAGGCCACUUCGGCAUGGCUAGAGAACGUCGUCUACCAAUGUCAGAAGAUGAACGACACGGAAGCGAUGUUAAGGCUUGGAGGUGCGAUUGCCGGCCUCAAGGCGCAGGCCACUACGACCUUUGAGUUCUGCACCAAAGAGGCGGCGCAGAUCUUCGGUGGUCUGGCUUACUCGAGAGGUGGCCAGGGCGCAAAGGUCGAACGACUGUAUCGUGAUACUCUGGCGUACAAGAUUCCUGGGGGUAGCGAGGAAAUCAUGCUGGAUCUCAGUAUUCGUCAGAGUUUGAAGGUGCAUAAGGCUUUGGGUAUGAAGCUGUAA
This is a messenger RNA of Exophiala bonariae, 1659 nucleotides long. RefSeq lists its product as uncharacterized. The record is from RefSeq and is a predicted model, not a curated record. Gene Ontology annotation, biological process: fatty acid beta-oxidation using acyl-CoA dehydrogenase. Gene Ontology annotation, cellular component: cytoplasm. The transcript is spliced from 6 exons. The coding region runs from base 1 to 1659 and encodes 552 amino acids. Gene Ontology annotation, molecular function: acyl-CoA dehydrogenase activity; flavin adenine dinucleotide binding. Lineage: Eukaryota; Fungi; Ascomycota; Eurotiomycetes; Chaetothyriales; Herpotrichiellaceae.